Messenger RNA from Abrus precatorius (Indian licorice), 3150 nucleotides. Its product is annotated as pentatricopeptide repeat-containing protein At2g26790, mitochondrial-like. Gene Ontology annotation, molecular function: protein binding. Bases 1 to 3150 code for a protein of 1049 amino acids. The record is from RefSeq and is a predicted model, not a curated record. The transcript is spliced from 6 exons. NCBI's taxonomy places the organism in Eukaryota, Viridiplantae, Streptophyta, Magnoliopsida, Fabales, Fabaceae.
AUGGGCCUUGCAUUGGAUGACCCGUUAUUGUCAGCUCACGUCUGUUGUUCCAUAUCUCUAUCUAUUACGCAAACCCUACCCUUUCAACCUCUUGAAGAAACCCCCAUUGAAGAACAUGCUGUUGUAGGUCUUCCAAAUAAAGUAUUUGAUCAUUUUAGCGAAGACGAAAAUGAAAUCUUAUCUCAACAGCAGGAUGAUGAAGAAGACACCCUCCCACUUUCAAAUAUUCCACCAUCACAACCAUUACCAUUAUACAACCCACCUCCACAUUUUCUAGACUUUUCUAGUCAAAUACAAGAACAUGACUCUAAGUUUGGUCAUGUCCUUGAUUGUGAAAUGGUAGUAUGGAAGUUCAGUUUAGUUUGUAGCGACAAGACAGGACAAGAACUCCGAUAUUUGGCUUGCUUUGAGGUCAAUUGUAGUAGCAUCUUCUUCCUUUCUAUCAUCAUGCGGCUUCGUCCUUUUGCUUUGAUUCUUCCCUUCAAAAGCAAACACAAAACCAGACGGGGCUUAACCAUUGCAACCAGUGCACUUGCCCACUUUCGUUCCGAUUCCGAUUCCGAUUCCGAUGCCGAUUCACCCUCUUCCUCUAACACCCAUUUCGCCAAACUUCAGCAAUGUUCAUCUUUCACACACCUAAAUACCUUCAACGUCCUCCAAACUCUUUACUGUUUGCACAACCGCCCUUCUCUUGCACUCUCCUUCUUCACCCAACUCCACCAGCGUGGCUUCGUUCACACCAUCUCCACCUACGCUGCAAUCAUCAGAAUCCUCUGUUUCUGGGGGUUGGAUAGAAGGUUGGAUUCUCUCUUCCUUCAACUUAUUUCUCUCUCCAAACAACACCCUUCUUUCCAAGUUCAUGACUUGUUUGAAGAACUCUUGGUGGGUCUUAAUGGGAAUAACCGUCAAAGUCAACAGUACUUGCUUAGAGGUUUUGAUAGGUUUGUUAAAACUUGUGUUAGUCUUAACAUGUUUGAUGAGGCUAUGGAUAUCUUGUUCCAAACUAGGAGGCGUGGAAUUGUGCCAGAUGUCUUUACUUGUAACUUCCUCUUCAACCGUUUGGUUGAGCACGGUGAGGUAGAUAAGGCAUUGGCCAUUUAUGAGCAACUCAAGAGGUUUGGUUUGAGCCCCAAUGAUUACACCUAUGCCAUUCUCAUUAAGGCUCUCUGUAGGAAGGGUGAUUUGGAACAGCCACUUUGUGUGUUUGAGGAAAUGGAGAAAGUUGGAGUCACCCCUAAUUCCUAUUGCUAUGCUGCUUAUAUUGAAGGGCUAUGCAAUAAUCAUAAGUCUGAUUUGGGAUAUAAGGUGCUUCAAGCAUUCAAAAAGGCGAAUGCUCCUAUUGAGGUUUAUGCCUACACGGCUGUUAUUCGUGGGUUUUGUAAUGAACUGAAAAUAGAUGAGGCGCAGAGUGUAUUCGACGAUAUGGAAAGGAAAAGGAUGGUUCCUGAUGUGUAUGUUUAUUCUGCAUUGAUCCACGGGUACUGUAAGACACAUAAUCUACUUAAAGCUGUGGCUUUGCACGACAACAUGAUUUCGAGGGGUAUAAAAACAAAUUGUGUGAUUGUUAGCUGCAUCCUUCAUUGUUUGGGAGAGAUGGGCAUGACUUUGGAAGUGGUAGAUCAGUUUAAAGAAUUGAAGGAAUCGGGCAUGUUUCUUGAUGGGGUAGCCUACAAUAUUGUGUUUGAUGCGUUAUGCAAGUUGGGUAAAGUGGAUGAAGCAAUAGAAAUGGUGGAAGACAUGAAAGGUAGGCGUAUAGUUUUAGAUAGUAAACAUUACACGACCUUUAUCAGUGGGUACUGCCUUCAGGGUAGAUUCCUUGAUGCCUUCAGUGUAUUUAAAGAAAUGAAGGAAAAGGGUUCUAAACCUGAUAUUGUCACCUAUAAUGUAAUGGCUGCUGGGAUGGCUAGAAAUGGUCAUGCUUGUGAGGCAAUUAAGCUUUUGAAUUGUAUGGAGAAUCAAGGUGUGAAGCCAAACACUACUACACACAAGAAGAUCAUUGAAGGUUUAUGUUCAGGAGGAAAGGUUUUAGAAGCUGAGGCAUAUUUUGACAGACUGGAAGAUAAGAGUGUUGAAAUCUAUUCUGCCAUGAUGAAUGGCUAUUGUGAAGCAGACCUUAUUGAUAAAUCCUACCAACUUUUCCUUAAGCUGUCAAACCAAGGAGAUAUUGCAAAGGAAAGUUCCUGUUUUAAGUUACUUAGCAAACUCUGCAUGGCAAAAGAAACUAACAAAGCCUUUGUGUUACUUGAGAAAAUGUUGUUGUUGAAUGUGGAACCUAGCAAUAUAAUGUAUUCUAAAGUAUUAGCUGCUGUGUGCCAGGCUGGGAAUAUGAACACUGCUCGCUCUUUGUUUGAUUUUUUCAUUCAGAGAGGAUUCACCCCUAAUGUUGUAACUUACACAAUUAUGAUAAAUAGUUAUUGUAGGAUGAAUUACUUGAAAGAGGCUCAUGACCUAUUCCAAGACAUGCAGAGGAGAGGGAUCAAACCUGAUGUCAUUACUUACACAGUUUUACUUGAUCACAACUUAAAAGCAAAUUUAAGAAGACAUUUUUCUCGUUCACAUGGAAAAGUAAAGACAACACCAUUUGGUAUUUCCACCAUUUGGAGAGAUAUGAAGCAAAUGGAAAUAAGUCCCGAUGUUGUUAGUUACACUGUGUUGAUUGAUAAUCACAUGAAGACAGAUAACUUUCAAGAAGCAAUUAACCUCUUUGAUGAAAUGAUUAACAGAGGACUAGAACCAGAUACUGUAACAUACACUGCCAUGGUCUCUGGCUUCUGUAACAGAGGGCACAUAGAGAAAGCUGUUAUGCUGCUUAAUGAAAUGUCUUCUAAGGGAAUUACACCAGACUUGCAUAUCAUCUCAGCUUUAAAACGUGGUAUUAUAAAAGCUAGAAAGGUUGGAAUGAGAGGAGCUUUGCGAAUUGCAGAUUCAUUAAUUGUACAUAGAUCUAGUUCAGAAUCAGGUAGGGGUAGACUGCAAGCAUCUUGUAGUUUAUGCAGUUCUCUGGUGUAUUUAGUUGGUUUGAUGAGUGUCCCUUUACUCAGACUGGACUGGUCUGUUGCAACAUUUUCUUUGUUUCAGCCACUUUUGCGUAAGAGUGUUUUAGCCGUGUCGCACAGUAUAGGUGUUGGAGCUGAACACUCCACUGCAUAG